This is a messenger RNA of Phoenix dactylifera (date palm), 2391 nucleotides long. Its product is annotated as calmodulin-binding receptor-like cytoplasmic kinase 3. The record is from RefSeq and is a predicted model, not a curated record. Gene Ontology annotation, molecular function: protein kinase activity; ATP binding. NCBI's taxonomy places the organism in Eukaryota, Viridiplantae, Streptophyta, Magnoliopsida, Arecales, Arecaceae. Gene Ontology annotation, biological process: protein phosphorylation.
CGGUUUCUAGGUUCCAUGGAAAUUGUCCUAAGUGGUUCUGUUAGUCCUUUUAUUUAAAAGGAGCCCAAAAAACUCUCGGUAGGUUUUAAUUUUUCUCGAGUUUGAUUCGCCGUAAACCGAUGUUUUCGAUAGGUUUUUAUGCUGAAAUUUGUCAAAAAAGAGAUAAAAGAGGCUCGAGUCAUUUGAUCAUUGCACCAUCGCCCUAGAGAUCUGGUUUUGGAACGAAUCGCAGAAAGAGCUCGACAGCUAUUCUUCUUUUUCGUUUUGAAUCUUCUGUGGUUUCUUUGGUGAGGUGGGAUUCUUCCGAUCUUUUCGUUCCUGGCUAAAAAUGAGAGCAUUUGGAGGUGUUUGUGCUCAAAUUUCUAAAUAGAUGGCUCAUUUUAUUCUGCCUCUGUUGAUCCUGGUGCAACUGCCUUGGUCUUUGGUUUGUGGAUCGGUGCCGACCAUCUCGAAAGUUUGUAGAUUUGAUCAUGUUGAAUACUCAAUGUCGUCGGACGGUUAUCACCUUGCAAUUAAUCAAGAGAGGAUAGAGGAUCCUGUUUUGAUAUGUGAAGCAGUGGAAACCUAUUUCAACAGUGGGUGUUUGUUCUGUGACUCCCAGGUGGAAUCAUGGAGGAAGAUUGGCAAGCAGUACUGUAGUCAGGACUUUACUGUACCAGUCAAUAUGAAGUGCAAUCCUAUUUCUGUGGAUUUAGUUCGAAGGGCAGGGAGAAAACUGUUGCUGCAGUUUUCAGCAAAUGCUUCCAACCUUGAUCAGUUGACCAGAAAGGGUCAGUUGCAAGAAGAAGAGCUAGAUAUUAAACAUUCUUCAGCAUCAGAUAAUGUUCCUCUGGCUGUACCAGGAAUCUUCCUCAUCUGUUGUGCUUUUUUGUGCCCUUGCUUUCAUGCAAGGAGGAAAGAAGCAAGCGAGCAUAAUGUUCUAGACAGAGAGUUGAAUUCAAUGGAUUCAGUUUCAUCUAUAGAAGUACGUUCAGCCUCUGAAAAGAUCCCCACAACUCCUCUCAGAGUGCCUCCUAGCCCGUCUCGGUUCUCAUUAUCUCCACAAUUGAGUAGAAUUGGAACACUACAUCUCACUAUGAAUCAGAUCAUCAAAGCUACUCAGAGCUUCUCUCCUUCAUUAAGGGUAGGUGAAGGGAUAUUUGGAACUGUGUACAAGGCUGUGCUGCCAGAUGGUCUGGUUGUUGCUAUUAAACGAGCAAAGAAGAUUUUUGUACAGGAACAAAUUCCAGCAUUACGAGAUGAAUUUAGUAAUGAAGUUGAACUGCUUGCGAAAGUCGAGCAUCGAAACUUAGUCAGGUUGCUUGGUUACAAUGACAAAGGAAAUGAGCGCAUUAUCAUUACCGAGUAUGUUCCGAAUGGUACUCUCAGGGAGCAUCUGGAUGGUCAGCAUGGAAAGAUUCUGGACUUCAAGCAACGAUUAGAAAUAGCUAUUGAUGUUGCCCAUGCCUUGACUUAUCUCCAUCUAUAUGCAGAAAGGACGAUAAUUCACCGAGAUGUGAAGUCAUCUAACAUUCUGCUGACAGAAAGCUAUAGAGCCAAGGUUUCUGACUUUGGGUUUGCACGAACUGGCCCAACGGACACAGAACAGACUCACAUCUCGACAAAAGUGAAAGGAACAGCUGGGUACCUUGACCCGGAAUACCUGAGGACCUAUCAACUCACGCCCAAGAGUGAUGUAUUUUCCUUUGGAAUAUUGCUCAUAGAAAUUCUCUCUGGAAGGCGCCCAGUAGAACUCAAGAGAGGCAUAGAUGAAAGAAUUACUGUUAGAUGGGCUUUUAAUAAAUAUAAUGAGGGCAAUCUGAGGGACAUUUUGGAUCCUUUGCUGGAGGAAGUGGUAGAUGAGGAGGUGCUGGGGAGGAUGCUCAGUUUGGCAUUCCAAUGUUCUGCUCCUACACGUGAUGAUCGACCCGACAUGAAAGAAGUUGGAGAACAGCUAUGGGAGAUACGAAGGGAGUUUGGGAAGAGCCUUGGGAGAGCAUCAAGUAGCUCUGCUAAGCUGCAGUUGAGAACUUGAGAUGAUAUAGGGCAUUGUAAAGGAAAUCAGUUGUUUACGUCUCUAUUCCGGAAUAUAAAGGAAAUCAGUUGUUUACGUCUCUAUUCCGGAAUAGGAUGUCAGUUUAAGCACUAUUAAACCUUCAGUUUUCUUUGUUGUUCUCACAAUUCCAGUAUCAUUCACAUUUCUUUUUGUGCUCAACAGUAGGACACCAGAAAAUAAUACAGUGAUGGUAUAUUUCAUCAGUCAAAAGCUUUGUUCCAUGACAUGGACAAUGGAAGAGUUUAUACAAAUUAUUCAGAAGCCACAUUUUUGAUAUGCUAUCAGUUCGUGCUGUAAUUUUUGAACUUAGUAGCUUAGGUCAUUCUUGCAUAUAUUUGAAUCCUCUGGGUGGCAUU